CACAUGCUUACCUCACAUCGUUCUCCCCGAGGCAACCGGUAGUCCCAAUACCGUGUUCAUCUCUCCUCCUGUCAGUUCAGAGUCCUAAAGAUGUCCGCAGAAGCGCAGAAGGUUGUGGUGAAAGUGGACGUCCACGAUGACAAGGAUAAGAAGAAGGCGAUGAAAGCAGUUUCCAGCCUUCAAGGGAUCGAUUCGAUAUCUAUGGACAUGAAGGACAUGAAGCUCACUGUAAUCGGGAUCGUUGACCCGAUUGCUGUGGUGGGCAAGCUGAGGAAACACUGGUGCGCCGCGAUAGUCUCAGUCGGCCCGGCGAAAGAGCCGGAGAAGAAGAAGGAAGAACCCAAGAAGGAGGAAGAGAAGAAAAAGGAUCCUAAUGAACUGACCGCAGAGCUCAUCAAGGCAUACAAGGCUUACAAUCCUUGUAUGACCACGUACUAUUGUGUACAGAGUGCAGAGGAGAACCCCAAUGCUUGCGUGAUUAUGUGAUGGCAGAAAGAGUUGAGAUGAUCAGAGGAGUUGUCCGGUGAAUGAUUGGGUUGGGUAUAAGAAAAUUGAUGAAGCUAUAGAUAGGGAUUUGGAUGUUUUAAGAUAUCGAAGUAUUUUUAUUGGUCUAUAUUGAGGGUGUUCUUCCUAUGUCGGAAGGUUUUUGAUUGACAUCAAUCUAUUGAGGUCAGUUUCUCUUUUGUAAGUGAUUUGGAGUGCUUUUGCUGCAAUUUAGAUCUUAAUACAUGGAUCGUAAAUUGGUGAGCA
Messenger RNA from Musa acuminata subsp. malaccensis (wild Malaysian banana), 750 nucleotides. RefSeq names its product heavy metal-associated isoprenylated plant protein 39. NCBI's taxonomy places the organism in Eukaryota, Viridiplantae, Streptophyta, Magnoliopsida, Zingiberales, Musaceae. The record is from RefSeq and is a predicted model, not a curated record. Gene Ontology annotation, molecular function: metal ion binding.